Lates calcarifer (barramundi perch) is the source of this 1717-nucleotide messenger RNA. Its product is annotated as keratin, type II cytoskeletal 8. Gene Ontology annotation, biological process: intermediate filament organization; keratinization. The coding region runs from base 91 to 1482 and encodes 463 amino acids. Gene Ontology annotation, molecular function: structural constituent of skin epidermis. Gene Ontology annotation, cellular component: keratin filament. The record is from RefSeq and is a predicted model, not a curated record. The transcript has 8 exons. NCBI's taxonomy places the organism in Eukaryota, Metazoa, Chordata, Actinopteri, Centropomidae.
UCAAAAGAUAAGAGAUGCACUGCAGAGCUUGACCGCCGUCGGAUCCCUCCAUCCUCUCCAGCAGUGAAAUCUCCACACAGUACUACUACCAUGAGUCUGAGGAGCAAGCGCGUCAGCCGCCCAGGACUUCACAUGUCCUCGGGGAGCUUCAGCAGCUUGUCCAUGGGAUCCUACUCUGUCCCCAGGAUCAGCAGCGUGGCUAACCAGAGGGCCCCAAUUACAUCUGUGACUGUCAACAAGAGCCUGCUCACCCCCCUGAAGAUUGAUAUCGACCCCACCGUCCAAGCUGUCCGUACCCAGGAGAAAGAGCAGAUCAAGAGUCUAAACAAUCGCUUUGCCUCAUUCAUUGAUAAGGUGAGAUUCCUGGAACAGCAGAACAAAAUGCUGGAAACCAAGUGGAAGCUGCUGCAGCAACAGACGACCGCCACCUCUAACGUCGAGCCCAUGCUGAAGUCCUACAUCGCCAACCUGCAGAGACAGCUGGAGUUUCUCAGCAAUGACAAGCACAGGCUCGACAUGGAGAACAAUGUCAUGCACAAAAAUGUUGACGACUAUAAGACAAGGUACGAGCAGGAAAUCAACAAGAGAAAUGAUGCAGAGAAUGAGUUUGUCAUGCUCAAAAAGGAUGUGGAUGCAGGCUAUCUCUCUAAGGUGGAUCUGGAUGACAGGGUGAUUGCCAUCAAUGAGGAAGUGAACUUCCUCAAAUCUCUGUAUGAUGCGGAGCUGCGUGAGCUGCAGGACAGCCUGAAGGAGACCUCUGUGGUGGUGCAGAUGGACAACUCCCGUGGUCUGAACAUGGAUCACGUCGUAGCUGAAGUUAAGGCUCAGUAUGAGGAGAUUGCUGCCCGCAGUCGUGAGGAAGCUGAAAGCUGGUACAAGAACAAGUUUGACCAGAUGUCUGCUGAGGCUGAUCAGUAUGGCAAUGAGCUGCGUAGCACCAAGGCAGAAAUAUCUGAGCUCAACCGUAUGAUCAGCCGCCUGCAGAAUGAGAUCCAGGUUGCGAAGGCACAGCGUGCCAAUCUAGAGGACCAGGUGGCCAAAGCAGAGCAAUGCGGUGAAUUGGCCGUGCAGGAUGCCAAGGCUCGCAUCAAAGAACUGGAGCUGGCUCUGCAGAGGGCCAAACAUGACAUGGCUCGCCAGCUGAGAGAGUACCAGGAGCUCAUGAACGUGAAGCUGGCCCUGGACAUAGAGAUUUCCACCUACAACAAACUGCUGGAGGGAGAGGAGGAAAGACUUGGACAGGACUCUAUUGUCAACAUCCAAACAGUGCCCACCAAGCGUAAGAACAGCAUUUUUACUCCUGAAGAUGACACCAUUAUAUUUCAGUGGGAUCAGAAUGACAACCUGUCUUGUUUGUGUGGGCUUAUUUUAUUUAUUUAUUUAUUUACUAUCGUCUUUCCAACAGGCGUCACCCACCAGCAGCGAAGGUCAGGUCCAGUACUCAUCAAGACGGUGGAGACCAUUGACAAAUCAUACAACUGAAGAAAACACCCUGCAGUAAACUGCUGGAUCACUGUGACCAUUUAACCUUUACAUUAAUCUCUCUGUAGCCUACAAUAAGCCUGCUGCACCCAUGAGCCCAGUGUGUGUGAUAUUUGUUUGAUUGCCUUCUAUUUGUGUUUGAUGUGACAUUAAUCACCAUUUUCUAUGUUUAAAAUAAAGAAUAAUAAAAUCUCUCUGUAAUUAUAAAAUCCAAAUAAACAUUGAAUUCAAGACA